AUGGAUUGGUAUAAUAACAGUUCUAAAAGAAGUUCAAUAACAACUGGUCAACCAACUUACCCAUCACCCGCAUUUCAUGGAACAAUCAUGACCAAUAAUAACCUCAGUGCUUCUGCUUCAUUAUCAAAUAAUCCUAAUACAAAUACAUAUCAAUCUUCAUUAUAUGGAUCACAAAAAGUUAAUAUUUAUCAACAACUGGCUCAACAACAACCUCAUCAACAACAUAUACAACAACAGCAACUGCUUGUUAAUCAACAAACUCCUUCCCUUGGAUUAUCUGGACAAUCAACAAUUCCUGGUAGAAAUUUAAGUCCUAUAUCUCAUUCUGCUUCCCCUGUAGUUUCUGUACCAACAACUCCAUUGGAACGUAAUUCAUAUUAUUUUAGUCAGUUCCCUCUUUAUGCUAGUGAUUGGGUUUAUUUGAAUAAUAGUCAGUUGGAUUGUAUUGCUUUGGGUUCUUAUAAAGAAGGGUUUACGAAUAAAUUGGAAAUUGUUCACGGGAAUAAAUUUGAAAAUGAAUAUAAUAUUGAUAAUCUUGCCAGUCCUGGAGGUAGUACCACUUUAAUGUAUAAUAACAACAGUAAUAGUAAUAAUAAUAAUAAUAAUAAUAAUAAUAAUAAUGCUGGUGGAUAUUAUGAAGAUGAUGAUUUAAGUUCUGGUGAAGGUUAUUAUUUUCAAAAAGUUUGUGAUGUUAAUCUAGACUAUCCAGUUACUCAUUUACAAUGGGAUCCUCUGAUGUUACAAUAUGGAUCAUCAACAAGUGAAAGACUAGCAGCUUCAAGUGAAGUAUUAAGAUUAUAUAAAGUUGUUGAUAAUGGAGGUGAUUCAUUCACUCUACAACAAACUCAUACUUUAGCUAAUAAUACUGCUGCAUCAACAACUUCAUCAAAUAGUACCACCUCUUCCAGUUCAGGUAAUAGCAAAAAUGUUGAUGAUAUCAAUACUUAUCCACCAGUUACAUCAUUUGAUUGGAAUAAAACUGAUCCAAAUAUUUUGAUCACUUCAAGUGUUGAUACCACAUGUACUGUUUGGGAUUUACAUCGUUCUCAUCCAAGAACAACUGGAAAUACUAUCACUGCCACUUCUAGUGGUGGUACUAAUAAUGGUGGUUCUAAUGAUGAUAUGACAGAUACUGCAACUGUCAAGACUCAAUUAAUUGCACAUGAUUCUGAAGUUUUUGAUGUUAAAUUCAUGCAUAAAUCAACUAAUGUAUUUGCAUCCGUUGGUAAUGAUGGAUCAAUGAGAGUAUUUGAUUUAAGAUCAUUAGAACAUUCAACAAUUAUUUAUGAACCACCUCCAAUUCCAAUUUCUUCUUCAAAUUCAUCAACUCUUGGAAAUCCAAAUUCUUCUACAUUUAAUUCAAAAGCUUUAUUAACAUUAUCUACUUCAAAUAUUGAUCAACAUCAUUUAGCUACUGUUGGUAUUAAUUCAAAUCAAGUUAUAAUUAUUGAUAUGAGAAUGCCUGGUUUACCAGUAGUAACAAUUGAUGGUUCAUUAGGUGGUAUAAAUCAUUCUCUGAUUAAUCUGAUUAAAUGGCAUCCUACUUCGAAUUAUUUAUUAACUGGUGGUGAUGAUUGUCAAGCUUUAGUAUGGGAUAUUAAUAAUUUACCAAAUAGUAAUAGUGUUGUCAAUACCACUGAUACUACUACUACUACUACUACUACUACUACUACUGGCUCAGGUGGUGGAACUACAACUAGUAAUGGUAAUACGAAUGGUAGUAAUAAUGGUCAUUCAGGCAUGAUUAUUGAUACUCCUGUUUUGGCUUAUACGGAAGAUUUAGAAAUUAAUAAUGUUUGUUGGAGACAAAAUCAAGGUGAUUGGAUGGGUGUAGUUAGUGGUAAAGGAUUUCAAGCUGUACUGAUAUAA
Messenger RNA from Candida tropicalis MYA-3404, 1869 nucleotides. RefSeq lists its product as uncharacterized. Lineage: Eukaryota; Fungi; Ascomycota; Pichiomycetes; Serinales; Debaryomycetaceae. Gene Ontology annotation, molecular function: protein binding. The transcript has a single exon. Gene Ontology annotation, cellular component: nucleus. The coding region runs from base 1 to 1869 and encodes 622 amino acids. The record is from RefSeq and is a predicted model, not a curated record.